UUGUUCUUUUAUGGUUAGCUCACUGAAACUCUCUUGUCAAUUAUGGGAUUUGCUUUCCUUAGAUUUUGGAGUUAUUACUGUUGCAAGAUUUUGUUCAGAUGGUGACUUUGUUAUUUAGUGCAUAUGUUUUGUCCGUACAUACGUAGACAAAUGCUUCUUGAAUCUUGGUUAUUUUUCAUGAACUUCAUUGCUGGUUUUUGUUUUAAUGUAAUAAAAAAACUUUCUUGUUGUUCUGUGUGCAUGUAGGUUGGAUGUUUGUUGUAAUUUCUGCGAAAUCUGUGAUUGCAUAUGUACUUUUUGACACGGACCGGCAACCUCACCGAUUUUGUUUCCCAAUAGGUGGACUAAUUCAAGGAAGCAAUCUAACCGGCCACUAGGGGAAGGUUCGAAAUAAACUCGGGACGGAACAUAUGAUUGGCCCAACAUAGAAAUUGAUAACACGCGAGUGGGAGUGAUAGGCAUCAAGAGGGCCAUGGUUUUCUACCACUACGCCAACGCCUCGGGUUGAACUAACCUUAGUAUGUGUCUCCUAAUGGAUGCACAUGCAAAUUCACCUUCCUGUAAUUUGCUUGUACUAGGUCAUGUGAAAAAUCACUUUUUGUUUUUGGCGGUUGGAUUGCCAUCUAAAAAUUGAUAGAGGCACAAUUCCGUUUCUUCUGUGUAAAUUGUAAUCGAUACCAUUAUGCGAUGUGGGUAAUGUUUCGCCUAGUGCGACCCAACCCCACUUGGAAGUAUUGUCUGCAUUGGCCCAACCUUAUGGAAGACCUCACAGUUUGUCCCUCUGAGCUCUCAACCAAAAAGGCACCUCUAAAAUGGAAGUGUCAUGCGCCAUCUUUUAUGUCCAUCCUGGACAUCAUUCGGAUCAAAUGUGGUAUUCCAAGCAUGUCAUUUAGAUGUGAUUGCACACGCUUACUAUUUCUGAUGGAUUGUGUUGGUAAUUCCUGUCGUAUAUGUUUGGAUUUUCUUCUCUGGGCCCAUCGGGAAAUAGUUCUACUGUAUGUCUAGUAUGUGUAAUAGAUACAAACACGUGAUGUGGGUAAAGUUUUUCCCUCAAUAUUUGUUCGAUUAGAGUUUGUUGUAAUAGAUGGAGCUUGGUUGCCAUAUCAUUAUCAUCUAAGAGUGAAUCAAAAUGCCUUCUAGGGACUUUAAUUGCUCUGUUGCUUUGUUUUUCCUUCAAUUUUGUUGCUAGCAAAUCUAUAACGGCCAUAAAGUCGAAUGCAUAAAUUUUGCAGAAGGUAUUAUAGAAACUUGAAGAUUUUAAGUUGCGAACUAAGCAAAUAAAUUUGGAAACCAAGUGUUAACUUCCUGCUUUUGAUCAUCCAACAGUUUGUAGUUCUGCUGCUUGUGAUAAUCCUUUUUUUGAUUAGUUGCUUGUGCAAAUUUGAAAGAGGGGAUGGGAUGCCUCAUUAAGGACUCGAUUUUUCAAGACCUUCGAGAAGCCACAUUUUUUAUUUGAAAACAUCUCAUUAUCACAUGCAUGAUUGCAAGGCAUUGAGAAGUUAAGCUUAGUCCGAUAAGAAUCGCAGCAUGAAUCCAGAACAACCAUUGGCAGAGUUUGAUUGGGAGAGUAAUCUGCAUUCCUCUCCAAAAAUGACUGCCAUAAGUCCAAGCGCAUAAACUUUUGCAAAAAGGAUAAUGAAGAUUGAUACUCAUUUUCUGUAUGUGUGAACUUAGCAAUUGAAUCUAUAAAUGAUAUGAAUAAUUUUGUGCUUUUUUCUUGUGACAGGUAGUGAUUCUACUCCCAGUGUUAAUUCUAUAAAGGGGCAUGCCUUAUUUUUUUCGUUUUUUGAUCGGCAAGGGGCAUGCCUUAUUUGAUACCUGAUUUUUUCAAGAUCUCUGAGCAACCCGAUUUUCAUUUCUCAAAACAUCUCCGUUAUCAUGUACUCUGUCUAAUGCGUUGAAAAAGUGAGCCAAACUCAGAAAGGACUGCAUCAUGACUCCAGCUAAACCAUUGACAGAUAUUGAUCGGGAUAGUAAUAUGCAUUCCUCUCCAAAAGUGGCAGCCCACAUUGUGAACAGGAUUUUGUUGGCCAAAUCAUCUGGGAAGGAUACAAUGGGCAUAAGUAAUUCUCUUGAUGCUAUCAUCAAAGUGGAAGAUCCAUGUGAUGAACAAAUUACGGCUCAAGCGGAUGCCAGUGACAUCAAGAUAGCUGAAGACCCAGAGGCAACUGACUAUUCAAGCUCUUUUGAUGGCACAGUAUCUGGGACAGAGAAUUGUGCUGAAAUGAGUGAUGUGGAAGUUGAAUCAUGCUUUGGUGGCGACAAUGGUUUCCCAUUUGAUGGUUUUAGUAGUGUGUUUCCAAUGAGGAAAAAGAAGUUGACCACUCACUGGAGGAGAUUUGUACGUCCGCUGAUGUGGCGCUGCAAAUGGACAGAAUUGAAAAUUAAGCAAUUUCAAUCUCAGGCAUCUAAGUAUUCCACAGAGCUUGCAGCAUAUGAUCAGAAACAGUUGGAAUUAGAUCAUUUAACGUCAGAAAAUUUCGCUUCAAAGCCAUUGCCAUUUACUGUUCAAAGCCAUGGGAACAAGACCAUGAAGAGAAGGAAAAGAAAGAGAGUUGAAGAUACAACUGAUGUCACUUUAUAUAUGUCACAGCAUAAACUUUUCUCCUACAAUGAAAAUAAUACGUCUGACCCAGAUAGCACUUUUGUGGCUGAAGAAUUCAGUAAUCCAGUGUUUGCAGAAAAAAAUAACACCAGUCGUGAUGAAGGUGGCACCUGCAAUGAUAGUUCAUUUUAUGAAUCUAAAGAUGGUAAUGAAUCCUUGGAGGAAAUUCUUCAUAGGAUUGAAACAGUACACUCUCGCGUUCACAAGCUUAAGUCUCAACUUGUCGUGGUAAUUGGUGAAAAUGGAAUGAAGUUGUCCUCCUCAGAGAAUUUGAGCCUUCUUGUGCCCUGUGAUGGACAGAAUAGCUCUGCUCAUAGUCCUACUUUCUCUGCAUGCAAUGGGGACACAACAUCAUUGGGAGCUCUGAAUAUUCCAAAUCAAAAUUUAUCAGAAUACGACAUCGGAGAUUUCAUGCUGCCUGAAAGCAUGUUCUCGAGCUACGGAGAGGGUAUUUUUGUUCCAGAUAUUAUUGAAAGCACAGUUAGUGUGUUAUCCUCGGCUGACGUCACCAUCCAUCAGUCGCAGAUUGGAGAUUCGUGUGAAGAUCAGAUUAUGGAUAAUGUCAUACAUUAUCAACAAGCGGAACUAGAGAUUAAGCAAACCACAGAGAAGCACCGGGAACCAGAAGGAAGCGGACAAGAAGAAAGCAGCGAUCCUUCUCCAUUUCCGGCUUCAGAACCUGACCUUCCACCGAUAACGUCCACACUUAAUGAACAAUCAAGACUGACAUCAUGUUUAGGAUCAGAAAUCCAUUUCCCCAAGUCUAAAAGAAAGCGAGGGGAGCGUAAAGCUGGUUCGGGCAAUUGGAGCCGGUGAUUUGGAAAUUCAACAGGUAUCUGCUAAUCUAAUCGGAGAAUUGCCUCUAUGACAAAAUCAUAGAAAUGAUAACUUGCGACAAAAUGGUGUUUCAGAUGCAGUUGGCUAUUUACCCCAUCUGUUGGAUCACCUUUCUUGUCACAAUUUAGCUUCAAUACAUUUAGUAUCAAAACACUUGUGAAAUGUGAUGCAAGUAGUUUCGGGUCCAGAUAAAGUAGCUGUGAGGCUGAGAGCUUGUGUUAACAGUUCAUGGGGAUAAGCAGGUUGUGUACAUUUUCACUGGUUUAAUGGAACUUUCUUUUUUUCCCAUUGUGAAA
Messenger RNA from Rhododendron vialii, 3738 nucleotides. RefSeq lists its product as uncharacterized. The transcript is spliced from 5 exons. The record is from RefSeq and is a predicted model, not a curated record. Lineage: Eukaryota; Viridiplantae; Streptophyta; Magnoliopsida; Ericales; Ericaceae. Bases 1934 to 3421 code for a protein of 495 amino acids.